GGAGAUUCCUCAUAUAUAUGUAAACAAGGUGACACACGUAAACACUUGCGGUCGAAAUCGAAAGUUGUGGAAAAAGAGAAACUAAAAUCAUGACAGAAGGAGGUGAAUUUAGCAUUUCAGUACGAGGCUCCGAUGCAGACUUUGAGUACUCCUGUACACCGUUGGCUGACGAUGGCAACGAUGAACAAGCGUUGAAAUACUGUCCGGAGUGUAAAGAAUAUCUUUGUGCUGCGUGUAUAAAAUGUCAUCUUAAAUUUUCUGCAACAAAGAAACACAUACUGUAUGACAACGAAUACCAACACUGUGAGGAAGAUUCAGUUGACAACACAUCAGAUGAGGACCAAAUGUUCAAAUGUCUCUACCAUCCAGACAGGGAUAUCGAGAUGUAUUGUUUUGAUCAUGAAAUGGUGUACUGCUUAUUAUGCGUUGCUAAGGACCACAGACAAUGUAGUAGGAUACUAGAACUAGAAGAUGCAGCUGAAAAGGUACCUAUGAAUAUAGAAGACGAUAUAUUGCAACCAAUCGACUCUUUGCAGGCUGAUAUACAUCUGGCAAGACAAAUGAAAAAAGUCAAUCUGAUUGCAUUAGACCAGAGCAAAAGUGAAAUUCUAAAAUCUAUUGAAGACACAGAACGUUUGUUCAUCGACAAAGUCAAAGAACUUGCAUCAGAAGCGAAUAAAAAUGCUUGUUCUAGAUAUGAUGGUUUGAAAAGAGAUGUUCAAGAAGAAGAUGCCGUUCUUUUGCAGGGUAUAAUAGAUACUGAUGAAGUUAGAAGCAAGGUUAAAAGCCAGGUAGAAUUAGAUGCAAAAAGACAAUUUGCAAGGCACAUUUUACAGAAACAUGUCAUUGUCCAAAUGAAGAAUAAAUAUGAUACUGCCGACAAAGAUGAAAAGAGAAUGAGAUGUUUUAAGAAUGACGAGUUGAUACGGCAUGUGUUAACAGCUGAGGGUAUUGUUCAAGUUGUUGGAAGUAAAAGGAGCCUAAAUGUCGAAGACAAUCCAGUACACAAACAAUCUCAAAAGGAAGUAACCAUUAAGGGACAGAAAGACUACGAAACGUGCAGUAUCUAUGGUAUUUGCCAGCUUGGUGACGGUACAAUUGUAUUAGCUGACAACUCUAAUAAAUCUCUUAAAAAGCUGGAUAAAAAUUUCAGAAUAACAGAAACACUUGCUUUGGAAUCUAACCCUAUGGGACUUUGUUUGACAGGCAAAUCUGAAGUUGCUGUGAAACUUAAAAAUGACACUGUACUGUUUGUUUCAAUUGAUGACAAAUUCAUAAAAAGCCAUUCAAUAUAUAUAAAAUAUGGGGAUUGCAUUGGACUAAUUUCUAUCUGCAACGAAUUGUGGUGUGUAUUUCCAAAUGAGAUUAUGGUCUAUAACAGAGACGGAUUGGUAAAAAAAAACUUUCAAAAUCGAAUCAUUUGAAGGAACUAAAUUCAAGCCAAGCAGCAGUUAUCUUGUCCCAGUUGUAGCUGACAAAGAGUUUAUAUAUGUAUCAGAUUUAAAUAGUCAAGUAGCAUGUUUAGACAGGGAAGGAAGCGUAUGGUCGAUGAUGGAAAGUGAACGGCUGAAGGUAGCGAGAAGGGCUUGUAUUGCAAGGAAUGGUAUCAUUUGUGUCGCAGGAUACGACUCGGGCAAUAUCAUGAUGUUCAAUGAAAAAGGGAAAUGUUUAGGAGAAUUGAUAGAUGGCUUAGAUAUGCCAGACGCUCUUUUCUACGACAACAAAACCCGUCAACUAAUUGUUGGACAUAAAAACAAGAAUACUAUUACAAUAAUAGAUACAGAUUGAUGAUAGCUAGUUAGCUAUAUGGUAGUGACAUGAAUGGUGUAGUGAUGCUUGGCAAUAAAAAUAAGAAUAUAUUGCUCAUGAUGAACUCAUAAGGAUUGAGGAAUAAUUACAAAUAACACUAAGAUUUAACUUAAGCAACGAAUGAUGUAAAAUAUACCAUAGUAUUUUGCGAUAUAAAAUAUGAUAUCUGAAAAAUGAUGAUGUCUGAUGUCAAAGACUAUAGUACCGUUUCAAUUAUCGUUUUGUAUUUGUAGAGGAUUACUAGUAUAUAGUUAUUUGAUUGACUUUGAGACUAUCAAACUCCCGACAAAGUCCCACCUGGGGAGACAGUCCAGUUAAUGUUACACCAUCCUCUAAAUCGAAACCCAUUUAUCCGGUAGUGCAAAGACAGAUAAUGCAAUACACGAAAUAUUAUGAUGCCAUUUCUCCGCAUUUUCUUGACGGAAUUACCAUUGUCUGAUACCCACAGUUGAUUAACAUGUAACUUUACAUGUAAUCAAUAAAUGUUAAUGGUUCGACCGUAUGUAUCCGAGUAUGCGGGAUUAAAAAUGUCUAUUGAUAACUUCUGACCACAUUUGGAUUUCUUUCCUGCUAUGAAACAAAUAUAUAGGGAAGAUUUAAAAAAUAAAGUUUUCAAUAAUCUUUUGUCAGAUUUUGAAUAACCAAUUUUAGUGUGAUAUCUCUUUUGGACUUCUUGUAUUCAGGAUAUAUUACCUCACAUGUAUGUUAGCCAAGCUUGUUUACAAAUAUGUGUAGUCUGACAACAAUUAAACUGUUGUCCAUCAUUUGUUUUGUAUCUACUUGUAUCUAUAGAUCUAUUGUAUCUAAUAUUCCUUGGAUUGGCGACGGACAUUUCCAAAUUCAAAGCAAGUACAAUCUGUUUUAUCACACCAUAAUAAGGGAAAUCACAUAUUUAGGUUAAAUUAGUAUAAUUUUAGUUGAUUACAAUAUGUUCAAUUUUGAUUAAAAAAAGAAUUGUAUAAGUCUCAUAAGAAAUGUUAGUAAAAUCCAUGAAAUGAAAAAUAAUAUUUUAUUUGACGAUGAUAAAAUCUGUUUCAAAAAAGGUGUAAACAGUUUGACAUGUUACAAGUCUUUUUGAGUGUAUGUUAUUUGUGAAAUG
Molecule: messenger RNA, 2908 nt
Organism: Ruditapes philippinarum (Manila clam)
Lineage: Eukaryota; Metazoa; Mollusca; Bivalvia; Venerida; Veneridae
Exons: 3
Coding region: 90-1424 (444 amino acids)
Source: RefSeq, a predicted model, not a curated record